Messenger RNA from Aspergillus niger, 723 nucleotides. RefSeq lists its product as uncharacterized. The transcript is spliced from 3 exons. Lineage: Eukaryota; Fungi; Ascomycota; Eurotiomycetes; Eurotiales; Aspergillaceae. The record is from RefSeq and is a predicted model, not a curated record. The coding region runs from base 1 to 723 and encodes 240 amino acids. Gene Ontology annotation, biological process: protein folding; protein import into mitochondrial matrix. Gene Ontology annotation, molecular function: adenyl-nucleotide exchange factor activity; protein-folding chaperone binding; protein homodimerization activity. Gene Ontology annotation, cellular component: PAM complex, Tim23 associated import motor.
AUGUUUCAGAGAACCUUCCUCAGACAGGCCCAGCGGUCUCUCCGCUCUGUGCGCCCUACCUCCAUCAACACCUCCGCCUUCCGUCGCACGCCGCAGCUCCCCCAGUCUGUCCGCGCGAUUGCUCCUCAGUCUGCCUACCGGUUUUACUCUACCGAGAACAAGGCUGAGAACGGCGAGAAGAAGGAAGGUGAAGCUGCCCAGGAGGCUGAGGACCCUGUCCGCAAGGAGCUUGAAGAGAAGAAGAAGGAGGUCGUUGAGCUGAAGGAUAAGCUCCUUCGCUCGAAGGCCGACUUCCUCAACCUGCAGGAGCGCACCAAGCGUGACAUGGAGAACUCUCGUAACUUCGCUAUUCAGCGCUUUGCUGGCGACCUUCUCGAGUCCAUUGACAACUUCGACCGUGCCCUCCUUGCUGUGCCCAAGGACAAGCUUGAUGCUCCUCAGACUGAGGAAAACAAGGACCUGUUGGAGCUCGUCUCCGGUCUGAAGAUGACUCAGAACGUCCUUCUGAACACCUUGAAGAAGCACGGUCUUGAGCGCUUUGACCCUAGCGAGCCCACUGAGGAGGGCAAGACCCAGAAGUUCGACCCCAACCUUCACGAGGCCACCUUCAUGGCCAAGGUUGAGGGCAAGGAAGAUGGUGACAUCAUGUACACCCAGAGCACCGGUUUCCGCCUUAACGGCCGCGUUCUUCGCGCUGCCAAGGUCGGUGUCGUUAAGAACUAG